AUGUCGCUCUCCACUUUGGCUUCCCUUCCUUCUGCCCCACCCACACCGCCCGCCGUCAUCUGCACUUGGAAUACGGGACAAGGCUUGAUCACAGCACAGACCCCUUCUUCUCGCUCGGGGUUUGAACGUGCUAAGCUCUGCGUUCGACCGAGGCGUGGGGUUCGGGCGACCAUGUCGGCGCUGCAGCAGUACGUCGACCAGCGCGUGCUGGUCAUCACGCAGGAUGGGCGCGUCAUCGUAGGCACUCUGCGCGGCAGCGAUGCUGUCGGCAGCAUCAUCCUUGCCGCCUCGGUCGAGCGCAUCUUUAGCCCAGACGAGGGCGUCGAAGAAGUGCCGCUCGGGCUGUACAUCCUGCGUGGCGAUGCGAUCUGUCUGGUGGGUCUCGUGGAUGUCGAGAAGGACAAGGCAAUCGACUUGGCCACGCUCAUGGCCGAGCCGAUUCCAGAGACACGGCAUGCGUAG
Molecule: messenger RNA, 462 nt
Organism: Moesziomyces antarcticus
Lineage: Eukaryota; Fungi; Basidiomycota; Ustilaginomycetes; Ustilaginales; Ustilaginaceae
Product: LSM-domain-containing protein
Exons: 1
Coding region: 1-462 (153 amino acids)
Biological process (GO): mRNA splicing, via spliceosome
Cellular component (GO): precatalytic spliceosome; U6 snRNP; U4/U6 x U5 tri-snRNP complex
Molecular function (GO): RNA binding
Source: RefSeq, a predicted model, not a curated record